Messenger RNA from Pollicipes pollicipes, 4003 nucleotides. RefSeq lists its product as uncharacterized. Bases 44 to 4003 code for a protein of 1319 amino acids. The record is from RefSeq and is a predicted model, not a curated record. Gene Ontology annotation, molecular function: kinase activity; ATP binding. Lineage: Eukaryota; Metazoa; Arthropoda; Thecostraca; Pollicipedomorpha; Pollicipedidae. Gene Ontology annotation, biological process: phosphorylation. The transcript is spliced from 27 exons.
CGGGAGCGGCCCGGAGGUGCUCCUGACAGGGCGCCAAGGCAGGAUGUGGCUCCUCUGGACUGCGCUGGCUGGCCUGGCCCUCUUGGUCGUACUCGGGUACCGCGAGAAGAAGCACAAGCGCGGUGGAGUGUACACCCAACCUGGCCUCUGUUACGAGCUGAAGCGGGCGCUGGCCUGGGCGCACUUCAAGUUCGUCCGACUGCGACGCGUACCCAGGGUGCAGAGCCACGUCGACACCGGACCCUCCGACUACGUCACCAAUGGCUUCGUUCCCGCCCCGGAGGAUGAGCAAGCUGAACAGCUCCGACCUCUGGAGUCGGCAGAGGCGAGUGACGACCUCACCUUCUUCGGCUGCGAUUCGAAGGGCGGGGCGCUGCUGGUGCGCAUCGUCCGCCGCCCCGGCCGCCAGGCCGAGGUCCUGCUGCUGCUCCAGAUGGAUGGCCAGCUCUAUCAGCUGCCUGGGAUGCCGGACACGACCGUCUACAACACAGCUCCCGCCAGCUGGGAGGCGGCCGGUCUGGCCAUGGAGUGUGUGGUUCCGAUGAGGCUCUGGCGCAUCACGUACCAGGGGCAACUCAGACGCAGCUCUGGGCCGACGGCCGCCGGUGGCGCCACCUGCACGGCCGGGGAGCUGGUGCCGGCACGGCUGCGCCUGCUCUGGCGGCCGCUGUCGACCCCGCGAGACCUGCGAGACUGCGACACGGACCUGAUGGUGUGCGCUGUGGCCCGAGAGCUCUGGACGCCUGAGUUCCUCUCGCUGAUGGGGUCGUUCUCCCUGGACGGGUACGUGCAGUUCGGCAGCCUGAUGGGCCAAGUGGCGCUCUCCGGCGGCGAGCCCAUCGAGGUGCGCCUGAGGGGUCCCCGCCAGCACGCCUGGUCCGGCGCCGACGGACAGGCGCAGGCGGCACGCCGGCACCGCAGCCUGCGCCUGCAGGCGCGCCUGGAGGACGGCGGCAUGCUUCUCCUGGCGGCCGACAGCUGGCCCGACGGCAUUACACACCUGGUGUACGGCAUGUACAUGAGCCCGGCCCUGGAAGUGGCGACGGUGACCUCCUGCAACCUCAGCCUCCCUGACCUGGCGGAAGAGCAGCACAUUCCGGAGGUCUUCAACGUCAUCUUCACCGCCGGCAGCAAGCAGCACGCGAUCUCCUUCAUAUCCACCGGUCCAGCGGUAGAUUCAUACUCGAGCCGGCCCUGGCGGUGGGUCAACAAACUUCAGCUUGCCCGGGCGUGCUUGGAUGGACUUGAUGGCGCUGCACUAGCCGAAUUCGGCUAUCCGUACUCGGGCCCCUGCCCGCUGCGUCCCGAGGUGUCGCUGCCCCUCCUCGUCGGCCUGGCGCCGGCGGUGGACGCGGCGCCGGUCGUCACCUUCGACGAGCCCGCCUGUCGGUGCGAGGCGCUGGUCGGCGGUAAGGCUGCCUCGCUGGCGCUGAUGACCGACCUGGAAAAAACGUUUGGAGAUUUCUCCGAGCUGCGGUUCGCUGUGAGGUCCUCUGCCUUAGGCGAGGACAGCGAGGAGCUGUCGGCGGCGGGUCAGAACGACACGGUGCUCGGCUGCCGGGGUCGGGAGCAGAUCGCGGCGGCACUGACGCGCUGCUGGGCCUCCCUCUUCGCCCACCACUCGGUCGAGUACCGGCGGCAGCACGGCCAGCACAUCCACCCGGGCAUGGCCGUGGUCGUGCAGCGCAUGGUGACCUCGGAGGUCAGCGGGGUCAUGUUCACGCGUGACCCGGUCACGGGCGACCCGUCACGCGUGACCGUCACGGCUAACUACGGCCUAGGAGAGAGCGUCGUCUCUGCCAGGGUGGAGCCCGACACCAUCACACUGCACAGAGGUCAUGAUGACCAGCUCAACAUCACAGACCGCCAGCUGGGCUCCAAGCAGCUGCAGACGGUGAUGGCAGAGGACGGUGGCACCGAGGAGCGACCGCUGGAGGGCGGCGCCGCCGCCGCCGGCUGCCGAUGCCUCUCGGACGCAGACGCGCUCCGCCUGGCGCGGCUCGGGCUUCAGCUGGAGAAGGCGUUCGGAGGCGCGCGCGACGUCGAGUGGGCCGUGGCCGAGGACACCCUGUACCUGCUGCAGUCCCGACCCGUGACGUCAUUCACUGGCUGGACCGAGUUCGAGCUGACGCACGAGUGUGACUCAGCACUGCUCACCGAUGAGGAAUGUCUCACCACUGCCAACACCGGGGAGGUUCUACCGCGCGGAGGUUCUACCCGCGCGCCGUCACUCCGCUCACCAGCAGCACAUGUGCUACGGUUUGUCGAGUGGAGAUGCAGAACUUGCGCAAGUACCGACGAGCUCCGGCCCUGCCGUGUCCGCACCUACGCCCGGCAGUACUGCGUCCUGUCACAUCACCGCUUCGGGAUGGACGUGACGAAGACGUUCCUGUCGACGCUGCAGUCCUGGGAGGAGCAUGACGCGGAGCGCACCAUUCAGCUGACCAUUCUCGGCCACCUGGAGGACUGGACCCGGCCGCGGAGAACGGCCGUCCACCGCUACGGCGUGCUUAGCUGGCACGCCAGGAUGCACCAGAUGAUCUCCAUGGCGGGGUUGACCUGGCACAUCGCCGAGGACGUGCGCCGCGGCCAGCGCGACUUCGGCCGUCUGCGCCUGCGCACUGAUGGUCUGACCACGGCGCAGCAGGCGCUGCGCCACGUCUGCCACGAGCUGCGCCACAUGCAGCGCGUGAUACAAUGCCACCUGCUCAGUUCGACGUGGAGCCAGGCACCGCAGAUGGCGCUGCUGCUGCUGCUGGCCGAGGACGGCGCGCGUCCUUUCGACCAGGAGGUCUUCUCAGUGUUUGCCAUGCUGCUCUCCUCCUGCAGUGGGGCUGUGUCUGCUGACGUUCCCAGCGCUCUGGAGCGCCUGGCCCGCCUGAUCGCGUCCUCGAAGGACGCCGCAGCGUUCCUCUCGGCCUCGCAGGAGGACGGCCUGCACUGGCUGCGGCACCGUCACACCACCGUGGCCGCCUUCUUCGAGGACUUUCUCGCCACACACGGACACAGGGCCCUCAACGAGCUGGAGCUACACACCACACCGUGGGCGCUGGACCCAGGCGCGCUGGUCGCCACACUGCAGACCAUGGUGCGGAAUCCGGACUCCCUGCGGAACACCAAGCAGGAGACGGACGUGCCACAGGCGCUGUCCCAGCUGACGGUUCCCCUCUCCGGCAUGACCAGGCGGCUGGUGUCCUUCGUGCUGCCUUACGCUCGUCGCGGCGUGGUCCAGCGCGAGCAGACCAAGUCGCUGCUGGUCCGGAUGCUCCACCAGUUCAGGCUGGCCUUCAGACGCCUGGCGGAGCUGAUGGUGCGGGAGAGCCGCCUGCCCGACUCCGACCUUGUCUUCUUCCUCACCCUCUACGAGAUUCAGCGCCUGCUCGACACACGCUCGCCGGCCAUCGUUACCAAGGCGCUGCGCCGUCGCCGUCUGUUCCCGAAGCUGGACCGGAUGCGCUUCCCCGAGAUGAUCUACGGCGUGCCGCGCCCCCUGGCGGCACAGAGCUCGAGCCAGGGCACCGCCGGCCACCUGGCGGUGACCGGCACGCCCGUCUGCCAGGGCCGCGUGCAGGGCACGGCCCGCGUGGUGCGCGAUCUCGCCCAGGCCAUCGAGAUUCAGAACGACGACAUUCUGAUCACGCACGCCACGGACAUCGGCUGGAGCCCGUACUUCCCGGUGCUGAGCGGCGUGGUAACCGAGCUGGGCGGUCUGAUCUCACACGGCGCGGUGGUGGCGCGCGAGUACGGUCUGCCCUGCGUGGUGGGAGCCACCGGAGCCACCGACCUGAUUCAGUCCGGCGACAUCGUCAUCCUGGAUGGGACACUGGGCACGAUCACGCGCCUCCAGCCGUCCAGUGACCGCACCAGAUGUUCCGUCGCAGAGGCUCCCAGAUUCCGCCACAGAGUGCCAGUGACCGUUCAGAGUCCGCCCGCAUGGGCUCUGUUAGGGUGGCAGUUCCCGGGCCCCGUGAUCGGCUCAGUAGGCGUGGCCCCCCGGCCGUGA